AUGCAUUGGAUACUCACUGAAGUGAUUUGCCUGUGGAUUGCAGCAGUAACAUGUUAUCCGCCGUUCCAAAACAAGAUUCCAAACGGCAACAAUGUUGACCACCCAUGUCAGCCGAAUGUGAAAUGGCAAGGGGUUGGACAUUUGGUAAAAGAAGGUGGUGGUCAAAGAAAUCCGUUUGGUUUAGAUUUUGCUGCCAACAACAAGGUAUGGGACACAACUCUGUGUCAAAUGGAUUCAGAUGGGGAUGGAAUGACGAAUGGAUAUGAAUUAGGAGACCCAAAUUGUGUCUGGGUAGCUGGACAAGGAAUGACACCGGAGAGAGUCAUAGACAUCACUCAUCCCGUUAUUGAAUGA
Mytilus californianus (California mussel) is the source of this 354-nucleotide messenger RNA. Its product is annotated as temptin-like. The transcript is spliced from 4 exons. The record is from RefSeq and is a predicted model, not a curated record. Bases 1 to 354 code for a protein of 117 amino acids. NCBI's taxonomy places the organism in Eukaryota, Metazoa, Mollusca, Bivalvia, Mytilida, Mytilidae.